This is a messenger RNA of Condylura cristata (star-nosed mole), 6168 nucleotides long. RefSeq names its product pregnancy-associated plasma protein A, pappalysin 1 (gene PAPPA). Lineage: Eukaryota; Metazoa; Chordata; Mammalia; Eulipotyphla; Talpidae. The transcript is spliced from 22 exons. The record is from RefSeq and is a predicted model, not a curated record. Bases 369 to 4631 code for a protein of 1420 amino acids. Gene Ontology annotation, molecular function: metallopeptidase activity.
GCGCCGCGGAGGAGCCGAGCCCGCCGAGCCGGGCGCUCUAUUUCAGCGGGCGAGGCGAGCAGCUGCGCCUCCGGGCCGACCUGGAGCUGCCCCGGGACGCGUUCACGCUGCAAGUGUGGCUGCGAGCGGAGGGGGGCCAGAGGUCUCCAGCGGUGAUCACAGGGCUGUAUGACAAAUGUUCUUAUACCUCGCGUGACCGAGGAUGGGUCGUGGGCAUUCACACCGUCAGUGACCAAGGCAACAGAGACCCACGCUACUUUUUCUCCUUGAAGACAGACCGGGCUCGGCAGGUGACCACCAUCAAUGCCCACCGCAGCUACCUCCCAGGCCAGUGGGUCCACCUUGCUGCCACCUACGAUGGGCGGCUGAUGAAACUCUACGUGAACGGAGCCCAGGUGGCAACCUCUGGAGAUCAGGUGGGCGGCCUGUUCAGCCCACUGACCCAGAAAUGUAAAGUGCUCAUGUUGGGGGGCAGCGCACUGAACCACAACUACCGGGGCUACAUCGAGCGCUUCAGUCUGUGGAAGGUGGCCAGGACGCAGCGGGAGGUCCUGCUGGACAUGGCUGCCCACGGCCUCCAACCGCCUCUACCUCAGCUCCUCCUCCAGGAGAACUGGGACAACCUGAAGCAUGCCUGGUCUCCUAUGAAGGACGGCAACAUCCCCCAGGUGGACCUCAGCGCUGCCCACAGCUUCCUGCUGGACACCAACCUGGAGCCCCCGUUGUGCGGGCAGACGCUGUGCGACAACCCCGAGGUCAUCGCCAGCUACAACCAGCUGCCACGCUUCCGCCAGCCUAAGGUGGUGCGCUACCGGGUGGUCAACCUGCACGAGGACGGCCGCGAGCAGCCCACCGUCAGCCGCCAGCAGAUUGACUUCCAGCACCAGCAGCUGGCCGAGGCCUUCAAGCACUACAACAUCUCCUGGGAGCUGGAGGUGCUGGAGGUGAGCAACUCCUCGCUGCGCCACCGCCUCAUCCUGGCAAACUGCGACAUAAGCAAGAUCGGGGACGAGAACUGUGACCCCGAGUGCAACCACACGCUGACUGGCCACGACGGCGGCGAUUGCCGCCACCUGCGCCACCCCGCCUUCACCAAGAAGCAGCAGAAUGGGCUGUGUGACAUGGACUGCAACUACGAGCGCUUCAACUUCGACGGCGGGGAGUGCUGUGACCCUGCCAUCACCGAUGUCACCAAGACCUGCUUCGACCCUGACUCGCCACACAGAGCAUAUUUGGAUGUUAAUGAACUGAAGAACAUUCUGAGACUAGAUGGAUCAACACAUCUCAAUAUCUUCUUUGCAAACUCCUCAGAAGAGGAAUUGGCUGGAGUAGCAACCUGGCCUUGGGACAAGGAGGCCCUAAUGCACUUGGGUGGCAUUGUCUUGAAUCCAUCCUUCUACGGCAUUCCCGGCCAUACCCACACCAUGAUCCAUGAGAUUGGGCACAGUCUGGGCCUCUACCACAUUUUCCGGGGCAUCUCUGAAAUCCAGUCCUGCAGUGACCCUUGCAUGGAGACGGAGCCCUCCUUUGAGACUGGAGACCUCUGCAGUGACACCAACCCAGCCCCAAAACACAAGUUCUGCGGUGACCCAGGGCCAGGGAACGACACCUGCGGCUUCCACAGCUUCUUUAACACUCCUUAUAACAACUUCAUGAGCUACGCAGAUGACGACUGCACAGACUCCUUCACGCCCAACCAAGUCGCCAGAAUGCACUGUUACCUGGACCUGGUCUACCAGAGCUGGCAGCCCUCCAGGAAGCCGGCACCCGUCGCCCUGGCCCCCCAGAUUGUGGGCCACACGACUGACUCUGUGACACUGGAGUGGUUCCCCCCCAUCGACGGCCACUUCUUUGAAAGAGAAUUGGGAUCAGCAUGUGACCUCUGCCUGGAAGGGAGAAUCCUGGUGCAGUAUGCCUUCAAUGCCUCCUCUCCAAUGCCCUGUGGCCCAUCAGGACACUGGAGUCCUCGGGAAGCUGAAGGUCAUCCAGAUGUUGAACAGCCCUGUAAAUCCAGUGUCCGUACCUGGAGCCCGAAUUCAGCUGUCAACCCCCACACAGUUCCUCCAGCAUGCCCUGAGCCACAGGGCUGCUACCUGGAAUUGGAAUUCCGCUACCCCUUGGUCCCUGAGUCUUUGACCAUCUGGGUGACCUUUGUCUCUACUGACUGGGACUCUAGUGGAGCUGUCAAUGACAUCAAACUUUUGACUAUCAGUGGGAAGAACAUCUCCCUUGGCCCUCAGAAUGUCUUCUGUGAUGUCCCACUGACCAUCAAACUCCGGGAUGUGGGCGAGGAAGUGUAUGGCAUCCAGAUCUACACGUUGGAUGAGCACCUGGAAAUCGAUGCCGCCAUGUUGACCUCCAUUGCAGAUAGCCCGCUCUGCCUAGAGUGUAAGCCCCUGCGGUACAAGGUGGUCCGGGACCCUCCUCUCCAGGUGGAUGUGGACUCCACCCUACACCUCAAUAGAAGAUUCAUAGACACGGAUCUCACUCUUGGCAGUAUGUACCAGUACCAGGUCAUCACUAUUGCAGGAAAUGAAGAGAGUGAGCCGUCACCUGCCGCCAUAUACAUCCAUGGAAAUGGGUACUGUGGUGAUGGCAUCAUCCAGAAAAGCCAAGGUGAAGAAUGCGAUGACAUGAAUAAGGUCAAUGGUGAUGGCUGCUCCCUUUUCUGCAGACAGGAAGUUUCCUUCAAUUGCAUUGAUGAACCCAGCCGGUGCUAUUUCCAUGAUGGCGAUGGGGUGUGUGAAGAGUUUGAGCAAAAGACAAGCAUUAAGGACUGUGGUGUCUACACGCCCCAAGGCUUCCUGGAUCAGUGGGCAUCCAAUGCUACAGUGUCUCAUCAGGACCAGCAGUGUCCUGGCUGGGUCGUCAUUGGUCAGCCAGCUGCAUCCCAGGUGUGUCGAACCAAGGUGAUAGAUCUCAGUGAAGGCAUUUCCCAGCAUGCCUGGUACCCUUGCACCAUCAGUUAUCCAUACUCCCAGCUGGCUCAGACCACUUUCUGGCUCCGGGCAUACUUUUCACAGCCAAUGGUGGCUGCAGCUGUCAUUGUCCACCUGGUGACUGAUGGUACCUAUUAUGGGGACCAGAAGCAGGAGACCAUCAGUGUCCAGCUGCUUGAUACCAAAGACCAGAGCCACGACCUUGGCCUCCACGUCCUGAGCUGCAGGAACAAUCCUCUGAUUAUCCCUGUGGUCCAUGACCUCAGCCAGCCCUUCUACCACAGCCAGGCGGUACGUGUGAGCUUCAGUUCACCCCUGGUCGCCAUCUCGGGGGUGGCCCUGCGUUCCUUCGACAACUUUGACCCUGUCACCCUGAGCAGCUGCCAGAGAGGGGAGACCUACAGCCCCACGGAGCAGAGCUGCGUGCAUUUUGCCUGCGAGGCCACAGACUGUCCUGAGCUGGCUGUGCAGAACGCAUCUCUCAACUGCUCCAGCAGUGACCGCUACCAUGGUGCCCAGUGCACAGUGAGCUGCCAGACAGGCCACGUGCUCCAGAUCCGGCGGGAUGAUGAACUGAUCAAGAGCCAGACGGGUCCCAGCGUCACAGUGACCUGCACCGAGGGCAAGUGGAACAAGCAGGUGGCGUGUGAGCCAGUGGACUGCGGCCUCCCGGAUCAGCACCACGUCUAUGCGGCCUCCUUCUCCUGCCUCGAGGGAACCACCUAUGGCAGCAAGUGCUCCUUCCAGUGCCGCCACCCAGCUCAGCUGAAAGGCAACAACAGCCUCCUGACCUGCUUGGAGGAUGGGCUGUGGUCCUUCCCGGAGGCUCUGUGUGAGCUCAUGUGUCUCGCUCCGCCCCCGGUACCCAACGCAGACCUCCAGACUGCCCGGUGCCGAGAGAACAAGCACAAGGUGGGCUCUUUCUGCAAGUACAAGUGCAAACCCGGAUACCAUGUGCCCGGCUCCUCUCGCAAGUCAAAGAAACGGGCCUUCAAGACUCAGUGUACCCAGGAUGGCAGCUGGCAGGAGGGGGCUUGUGUUCCUGUGACUUGCGACCCACCUCCCCCGAAAUUCCAUGGGCUGUACCAGUGCACUCAUGGCUUCCAGUUCAACAGCGAGUGCAGGAUCAAGUGUGAAGAUGGCGAUGCCGCCCAGGGACGCGGGAGCAACAUCAUCCACUGCCGGAAAGAUGGCACCUGGAGCGGCUCCUUCCACCUCUGCCAGGAGAUGCAAGGCCAGUGCUCCGCCCCGGACCAGCUCAACAGCAACCUCAAGCUGCAGUGCCCCGAAGGCUAUGCCAUAGGGUCGGAGUGUGCCACCUCGUGCCUGGACCACAACAGCGAGUCCAUCCUCCUGCCAGUGAACGUGACCGUCCGGGACAUCCCUCACUGGCUGAACCCCACGCGGGUGGAGAGAGUUGUCUGCACAGCUGGUCUCAAGUGGUACCCUCAUCCUUCUCUCAUCCACUGUGUCAAAGGCUGUGAGCCCUUUAUGGGAGACAAUUACUGUGACGCCAUCAACAACCGAGCCUUCUGCAACUAUGACGGUGGGGAUUGCUGUGCUUCUACCGUGAAGACUAAAAAGGUCACCCCUUUCCCUAUGUCCUGUGACCUACAAGGUGACUGUGCUUGUCGGGACCCCCAGGCCCAAGAACACAGCCGGAAAGACCUCCGGGGAUACAGCCAUGGCUAAGGAAGGCCGACGAGGUGUCAAAGAAUGCCCAGCGCAGGACCUGCAUCCCUUUGGUAUUGAUUUCACCGUCAGCUGCUCAACGGAAUGGCCUCUCCACACCAGGGAUCCUUAGCACCCAACCGGUCUGCCUUUAAUUUCUCCCAGGAAGGACUCAUAGUGGGGACACAUGAGUCAAGUCUCACCCUGCCGAACAGUGGAAUAGAAUCCCGUCCCCAAGUCUUAGGUGGAUCGCACAUAGAGCGUGCACUCCCAAGCCUCCUAACAUUCUAAACAUUUGCCACGUGACCACAGCAAGAAACAAGCUCUGUACCUAGGAGUGUACACCCCUGUGGUCAGUGCCUAUGCAUGCAUACGUACCCACACAGACAUCACGUGAGGGCGGUUUUGGAGACUGAGCAGAGAGAGUGGAGCAAACUUUCCUUUCCCGAGCGCCUAGCCAACACCGUCCUUGGGAGAAAGAGUUGCAAAAACUGCUAAUACCGAGUGUUGAGAUGCCAAGAUAGCUCCUGCCCUGAGGUUUGGAAUACAUAGGGCCUGCACAGUUGUGCAGUUCUUUGGGAUUAGAAAUGAGUCUCUGAUCACCUACCUUCCAGGGACGUAGGUUAAAGAAAAGGUAAAGAAUCCAAGGUAUGCAAAGCACGGCACUCCCCCCCCCCCAAUUACUCCGCUGCCAUGGGGGAUUGUACCCCUACUCCAGGGUUUGAGGUCAAGGUAUUAUACCAGCCCCCUGCUUGAGGCCAUGAAAUCCCUCCAGAACCCACCUGUUCCCCAAAUCUUGCCUUGGGACCACAUUUGCUGCUACUUUUCCUGCUGCUCUAUCCUAUACAUUGAAUGCCCCAAGAUGGUAGGACUAGGUUAGGGAAAACCCCACACAACCAAACAGUCUGCCUUAAAAGUGACCCACACUUUUUCCAUAACUCCUUACUUCUCAGCCUUCUGCAAGAGGGAUCUCCUAUUUGGCCCACAUGCUGAGUCCCGCACGUGGACUUUUCCUCCUGGAAAAGAGUUGAGGGACUUGAGAUGCUGGAACCUUCACUGAGUCCAGAAUGUCAAAGCCAGUGUUAGAUUUUAUAGUCAAGCGGAACAGUGUUAACUCCCGAGAUUAUUGAAAUUGUAGGACCCCUUGAGUUAAUACCUUUAGCCCAGCCUUCUCACCCUGCAGGCUGGAGGUGGGCCUGAGGCCCUUGCUGUUGCUUUGUGUAUCUGUGACUCUGGAACAGAGCCUCAUCUUGGAGAUGGUUAUUGCAGACUGUUUGAGAGGGCCAUCUGAAGGAAGCCAAAGAGUUCACAGCCUCCGUCCCCAGCAGUCCAACACAGUCACCCUAUCUUCCUGAUGGUCUUCAGCGUGCCCUUCCCUCUCCAUGUUCAGCCUCCAAAGGUUAGUCAGAUGCACACAGAAGCACCCACCUCUUUCACACUUCAGUUUACCUGUCCUAUGAAAUCAUUUGGGAAGAGAUUGACACAGAGUGAGCGGGGGAGGGAAUGGUUGGAUCGGACAUAUUUUCUGAAACCCAGAACUAAGAAAGUGAGGUAUAGG